ACCAAUCAAUACGGGCGGUCCGACACACCCAGUUUGUGCCAGAUUUUCAACAGUCUUACUUGAGAACAUAAAAGCCUGUGAAUAUAAAUCAGGAUCAUGUCAGUGUGCUAAAUCACUGUGGUUCAGUGCUGAUUGACUAGCUGCGCACCUUGCAGUGUUGUAAUACACCUGUUCUACUCCCGGAAGUGGUGACGAGAUUUUUCCACGCGCAAGAGCUGACGCCAGGUAUGUCUCGCGGUACGGGAAUAGUUCCAGAUGAAUCCAUGUUUAAUGAAUUCAAAAGACAAUGCUUGUCCACGGAGAAUUGGCUCAGUAAAUAUGAUAAAAAUGACAUGGAGGUCUGGGUCGAGGUGGCCCCUUUAUCAGCUUCUACAAACAACAAAGGGAACUUCUCCAAAGUGCACAAAAUCAAGUGUAGAAUGAACAUAAAGGAUGUAUCAGCUGCCACCAUGUUUGACGUGCUUCAUGACAGCAUGUACCGGAAGACAUGGGACCCUACAAUGCUUGAGAGUUUUGACAUCGCUCGUCUGGCUCCUAAUGCUGAUGUGGGCUACUAUUCAUGGCUCUGCCCGAACCCAUUGAAGAACAGAGAUGUGGUGACCCUGCGCUCAUGGCAGGCAUCUGAAAAUGAGUAUGUGAUCAUUAACUUCUCAGUGAAACAUCCGAAAUUUCCCCCACGGAAGGAUCUGGUAAGGGCCGUUUCCUUUCUGACAGGUUACCUGAUCAGACCAACAGGGCCCAACAGCUGCAUUUUCACGUACCUCUCACAAGCUGAUCCCAGAGGGUCUCUUCCAAAGUGGGUUGUCAGCAAAGCAUCUCAGGUCCUGGCUCCAAAAGUCUUAAGAAGCGUCCAUAAAGCCGGUCAGAACUACCCUGCGUGGAAAGCAGCAAAUUCUCCAGAUCAUAAGCCGUGGCUGUACCCCAUACAGAGUGAACUGCCCAUGAUGGAUCCAGCAGAGCUGUCCAUCCAGCGUGGAGACUCGCUGGAGAACGUGGAUGAGAGCUUGACCAAGGAUGCUCAAGAGAAUGAGGACAGUAGCUAAAAUGGUUCAAAAAAAGGUUGACAUAAAUGGACAGUCUUUAACUCUGGUCUGUGUGACAGGGUCAGUCCAGUUACCUCUCACCCUACUUAUAGCUCGCUGAUGCCAACAUUCCUUCUUCACGCUCACAGAGUAAGUGUUUACAAUCACUGGUGCACAGAUCUGCACAUUCCAUUAUCCAUGUCUUGAGUUGCUUAGGGCAUCGCAUGUGCGAUAGUGGUGCUUACUUGAACAAAAAAAAUAUUAUGCAGUUCUGCAUCUUAAUUUAAUUUAAAACCCUUUUGAAGGUGGAUCUUUUUUGCGUCUUUAAUUUAUUACUAAAUGAUUUUGAUAAAGCUACACCUACAAGCUGUUGUUUAUUUCUUUAUAAUAAGCAUAGUUAAACAUUUAAUCCUUGUUUUAAGUCUCCAUGGUAGGGGAGAGGUUCCUCUCAAUGUCAUCCUUUUGUGUUUGUGUAUUUAUGUCUGUGUGCCAUUUCAAAGAAGUGUGUCUGUAUUGGCGUGUGUGAAAAUGAUUGACACCAAGCAACCAUAGGAGAAAACCUGUGUUAAAGGCCCUGUAAUACGACCAAAGCAGUCCAAGACACAAUGUGGUAUUACCUCAAGAUUUAUUACUUGAAGUGGUAUUAGUUCAUUUGCCUGUAACAGGCAGAAGAAAUCAGAAGGCAGAGGAAUGUUAUGAUAGCGCUUUUCUGUACUUCUGUUGUGUGCCCUUGAACAUGAAAGAAAAUGACGUUAGCAAUAACAUGAUAACAGUGGAUCAAAGUUACCCAUAUUUUUGAUGUUUUUCUUUCUGAGGAAGGAUGGAUAUGUAAAUUUGUGUUUGAUAACUUGAAUUGUAUGUAUAUGAAGUCCUAACUCACUGAAGGGUAAUAUGGUUUUAUACUUUAACAUUUUUAAAUAAAUUAUGUUCAAAAUG
Messenger RNA from Sinocyclocheilus rhinocerous, 1958 nucleotides. RefSeq names its product PCTP-like protein. The coding region runs from base 228 to 1043 and encodes 271 amino acids. NCBI's taxonomy places the organism in Eukaryota, Metazoa, Chordata, Actinopteri, Cypriniformes, Cyprinidae. The transcript is spliced from 7 exons. The record is from RefSeq and is a predicted model, not a curated record. Gene Ontology annotation, molecular function: lipid binding.